Molecule: messenger RNA, 369 nt
Organism: Aureobasidium pullulans EXF-150
Lineage: Eukaryota; Fungi; Ascomycota; Dothideomycetes; Dothideales; Saccotheciaceae
Exons: 3
Cellular component (GO): trans-Golgi network
Source: RefSeq, a predicted model, not a curated record
AGACCCAGACUUGGAAGCCGCAAAAGCAGCGGCACCAUGAUUAUUCCAAGAGACAGCCCGCGUGUCGAAAUGGCACCUGGCGAAGAAGAAUAUGAGCCCGAUGAUGUCAGAAGCAUGAGUCCUAGACGGACCAGCGAGGUCAUCGAGAAGUUGGGCGAAGAUGCGCGACGCAAUCUCAUCGAACAAGCCCAAGCCUUGAGAGCAAGUCUGAUGGCCAUCGUCGAUCGUGUCGAGGCUGUCAAGAUAGAGCACGAGAAGCUCGAGGGCGGCAACAAAUUCCUCCAAUCAUACAUUGGUGAAUUAAUACAGACCAGCAAGAUCACUUCGGCUGCUCCGUCCAAAAAGGGCAAGAGCCGUAAUGUGAAGUAA